CGCAAUGUAUAAUAAACCAUAAACGGCAAUAUUGCGAUGCAAUUUCUUAACACCCGAAAUAAUAAUCUACGCCAACGCCUAAUGGGGAGGAUACACCUUCUUUCAACGAGAGCCGAUACUGUCCAAGCGAAUUGCAAGAUCCAGCUCAGUAACUCCCAGUGUUAGCUCAGUUUGAAGUGCUACUAUCCGACGGUGAAGGCGGCAAAGAAUGGAAAGCGCCGACGUUUUCUUGGGCUUACAUGAUUUCCUGGAGCGCAUGCGCCAACCAUCUGCCGCCGAUUUUGUCAAAGCAAUUAAGAGCUUUAUUGUAUCAUUCUCGAAUAAUGCUCCAGAUCCAGAGAGGGAUAGUGCCGCUGUACAGCAGUUCCUUGCCAAUAUGGAAGCAGCUUUCAGGGCUCAUCCACUAUGGGCUGGGUGCUCUGAGGAAGAGCUGGAGAGUGCUGGUGAAGGGCUGGAGAAGUAUGUCAUGACGAAGUUAUUUACCCGUGUAUUUGCUUCACUUCCAGAUGAUGUAAAACUUGAUGAACAUCUUUCUGAAAAGAUUGCUUUGAUUCAACAGUUCAUUCGACCAGAAAAUUUGGAUGUCAAAUCAAAUUUUCAGAAUGAAACAUCAUGGUUGCUUGCUCAGAAGGAGUUACAGAAGAUCAACAUGUACAAGGCACCCAGAGACAAACUAGUGUGUAUCCUGAAUUGUUGCAAGGUUAUCAACAACUUACUGAUUAAUGCUUCUAUUGCUUCAAAUGCAAAUCCUCCAGGAGCUGAUGAAUUUCUUCCUGUGCUGAUUUACGUUACCAUAAAGGCAAAUCCUCCACAACUUCACUCCAACCUACUAUACAUACAAAGGUUUAGACGUCAAUCACGAUUGGUUGCAGAAGCAGCUUACUUUUUUACAAACAUGCUCUCUGCUGAGUCCUUCAUCAGAAACAUUGAUGCUAAAGCCGUUUCAAUGGAUGAAGCUGAGUUUGAGAGAAACAUGGAAUCUGCUCGUGCUGUUCUCUCUGGGCUUUCAACUGAUCUGCAAGAUCAGCCCAGAUUACCUUUUCAAAAUUCUGGAGAUCAUUCAAGAACAGAACCAUUUAAGGAGUCUGCAUCACAGACCAAGCCAUCUGAAUCGAAAUCUGAAAAUAAGAAAGUAACUUUUGAAGAUCAGUUACCAUUGACAAAGAUUCCAUCCCUCUCAGAUUUGGAGAAUAAAGGGGCAAGCAUGCUUUUGAAGGAGGAUGGAGUGAAUGAAGUUUUCAGGGAGUAUCCAUAUUUGUUUGCUCGCGCUGGUGAUCUAACAGUCAGUGAUGUGGAAGACCUGCUAAAUAGUUACAAGCAACUUGUUAUCAAGUACGUAUGUCUUUCCAAGGGGUUAGGUGUUUCUCCUACAUCUCAUCCUCCAUCUGAUACACAAAAUAAUGUACAAAAUCUCGUUGAAACCAAAAUAGAUUCUUCAGAUAGUGGACCUGUGGAUGCAGAUGAAAAAACAGAAAAAUCUCCGGAUAGGACAGAGGAUACUUCUGAGGGAGUAUCACUUUCUAGGGAGAAAAAUCUUGAAUGCGAUCUGCCGCCCCAGGAUGAGGCAGCUGCACCUCAGGCUGGAGGCAGUUUAGAAUCCUCUAACUAAUAGCAACUAGCAUCUAGAUUUUUCUUUAUUUUUAUUUUAGUUCGCAUUUUUCAUGUAAUAUUAGUUUCUGUUUUCCGUUCUGUGAUGGCUGCCAUAGCUUUCCUUUUCAUACGGGUUGGCAAUGCCACCCUUUGAUACUAAAUGAACUCCUUUUCAGAAUUUUGAGAUCCUAUGAGAAAGUUAUCGAGAACGAGUGUGAGAUUUGGCAUUUA
Prosopis cineraria is the source of this 1821-nucleotide messenger RNA. RefSeq names its product vacuolar protein sorting-associated protein 9A-like. The coding region runs from base 209 to 1609 and encodes 466 amino acids. Gene Ontology annotation, molecular function: small GTPase binding; guanyl-nucleotide exchange factor activity. Gene Ontology annotation, biological process: vesicle-mediated transport. NCBI's taxonomy places the organism in Eukaryota, Viridiplantae, Streptophyta, Magnoliopsida, Fabales, Fabaceae. Gene Ontology annotation, cellular component: cytosol; endocytic vesicle. The transcript is spliced from 5 exons. The record is from RefSeq and is a predicted model, not a curated record.